AUGUAUCUUGAACUCCUAGAGCAUCUCAAGAUUGGUAAUAUUCAUGCUAUCGCCAAGAAAUCUGCUCAUGACUGUGCAAGCAAAUUAGUAGUUGAGCGGCUGCAAGAGGAGAUCCAAGAUCUUAAAACAAAAUUACAAAGGUCUCAAAAGUUGAACGCUGCUCAACAGCUCGAAAUCCAGCGGCUACAUUACUCAAAUUUGGAAUAUGUGGACCAACAUCAGAAGAUGAGUGAAGGUCAUCGAAAGGCUAAACUUCGGAUUCAACAGUUUUUGGAAAUGAUGAACAAUAUGAUUGAGUAG
Messenger RNA from Penicillium manginii, 300 nucleotides. RefSeq lists its product as uncharacterized. NCBI's taxonomy places the organism in Eukaryota, Fungi, Ascomycota, Eurotiomycetes, Eurotiales, Aspergillaceae. Bases 1 to 300 code for a protein of 99 amino acids. The record is from RefSeq and is a predicted model, not a curated record. The transcript has a single exon.